This is a messenger RNA of Linum tenue, 1950 nucleotides long. NCBI's taxonomy places the organism in Eukaryota, Viridiplantae, Streptophyta, Magnoliopsida, Malpighiales, Linaceae. The record is from the annotation of a GenBank genome assembly.
AUGCUUCUUCACCAAGUUCCCGAGAGACCGCUGAAACACCCGAAGGUUCUCGCAAAUCUCCUUCAGAACGUAUUGAUUCAACCUUCCGAAAGUGGUCUAAGGCAGCCUCUUCCAACUCCAAGUCCUAAUUCAGAUCAAUCUGCUUACUUUUACCAGAACCAGAAAAUACCGCCGAAUCCGCCGCCGAUCAACCAUUUCUCCUUCGAAGGAAAGUACAGGUACAUCUGCGAGCUUCUCUUAUCUCAAACCCGGUCACGGAAUCUUCCCACGGGCCUUCAGCUCCAUGCCCACAUCACAAAAUCGGGUUUGGGAACGAUUCCUCUCGUGUCUCACUACCUGAUCAAUUUCUACUCCAAGAACGAGCUGCCGCUGUUAUCCACCCUGGUCUUUGAGGAAACCCAGCAGAGGUCAGCCACUACUUGGAGCUCUGUCAUAUCUUCGUUGGCUCAGAAUGAGUUACCGGGUCUUGCGAUUGAGUACUUUCGUCGAAUGCUUGAGGAUGGUGCACGUCCUGAUGAUCAUAUCUACCCUAGUGCCACCAAGGCUUGUGCGAUCAUGGGUCGUUCUGAUGUGGGUAAAUCCGUGCAUUGUCACGUUAUUAAGACUGGGUAUGAAAUUGAUGUGUUCGUGGCGAGCUCCCUGGUUGAUAUGUACUGUAAAUGUGGAGGGAUAGUGGAUGCAAGGCAACUGUUCGAUGAAAUGCCUGAUCGAAACGUAGUUUCCUGGAGUGGUAUGAUUUAUGGGUAUGCGCAACUUGGGGAAGACAAUGAAGCAUUGAAGCUCUUCAAACAAGCUUUGUACGCGGGUAUGGACGUCAACGAUUUCACAUUCUCGAGCGUCAUCAGGGUCUGUGGAGAUUGCACUCUGCUGGAACUCGGUAAACAGAUACACGGGAUGUGCUUCAAAACGAGCUUCAAUUCCUCCAGCUUUGUGGGCAGCUCUCUUGUCUCCAUGUAUUCAAGGUGUGGAAUCAUUGAAGAAGCUUACACAGUCUUCCACGAGGUGCCCUUGAGAAACCUCGGCAUGUGGAACGCCAUGCUCAUUGCUUGCGCACAGCACGCACAUACAAACCAAGUCUUCAGUUUAUUCAACAAGUUGCAAACCGGUGGAGGAACAGUAAAACCAAACUUCAUCACCUUCUUGAGUUUGCUCUAUGCUUGCAGCCACUCGGGGCUAGUCAAGGAAGGGGAAUUCUACUUCGAGCUCAUGAAGACGAGAUAUGGGAUCGAGCCAGGUGCUCAGCAUUACUCAUCCAUGGUUGAUUUGCUCAGCAGGGCGGGUAAACUGCAGGAAGCACUCUCGAUCAUAAACCGAAUGCCCAUCGAGCCCACGGAAUCCGUGUGGGGAGCAUUCAUGACAGGAUGUAGAAUUCAUCGCAACACUGAGCUGGCAGCAUAUGCAGCAGAUCGAGUCUUCCAGCUGGGGAACGUCAGCCCAGGGUUACACGUGAUACUGUCAAAUUCAUACGCAGCUGCUGGUCGCUACGAGGAUGCAGCUAGAGCUCGGAAGAUGCUUAGGGACCAAGGCGUGAAGAAGGAAACAGGGUUGAGUUGGGUGGAGGAAGGGAACAAAGUGCACACUUUUGCCGCAGGGGAUAGAGGGCAUGCGAGGAGUAAGGAGAUAUACGAGAAGCUGGAGGAGUUGGGAGAGGAGAUGGAGAAGGCUGGUUAUGUUGCCGAUACGAGUUUCGUGCUGCGAGCAGUGGGUGGUGAAGAGAAGCAGCAGACGAUUCGGUAUCACAGUGAAAGGAUAGCAAUUGCAUUCGCGCUCAUUGUUUUCCCACACAAUGAUAGGCCGCUUCGGAUCAUGAAGAACCUUCGAGUGUGUGGUGAUUGCCAUACUGCGAUCAAGUUUAUGUCGAAGUGCAGUGGGAGAGUGAUCAUUGUGAGGGAUAAUAACCGGUUUCAUCGCUUUGAAGAUGGGAAAUGCUCUUGUGGUGACUAUUGGUGA